Messenger RNA from Centruroides sculpturatus (bark scorpion), 589 nucleotides. RefSeq names its product tyrosine-protein phosphatase non-receptor type 20-like. Gene Ontology annotation, biological process: protein dephosphorylation. Lineage: Eukaryota; Metazoa; Arthropoda; Arachnida; Scorpiones; Buthidae. The record is from RefSeq and is a predicted model, not a curated record. The coding region runs from base 103 to 585 and encodes 160 amino acids. Gene Ontology annotation, molecular function: protein tyrosine phosphatase activity. The transcript is spliced from 4 exons.
AUGUUUUUUUUUUAAUUUUAGAACAAAUGUGCCAAAUACUGGCCAGACGAUAGUAUUUGUCAUGACGAUCUUGAAAUUCUGUUAAGUCAUACAGAAUCUUGCAUGGAUUUCAUUGUUCGCACCAUACUUGUUCGUAAAACAAGUAUAGGAGAAACUAGAAGAGUUAAACAUUAUCAAUUUUUAGACUGGCCUGAUCACAAAGUGCCGUCGAGUGCAUCCUCGUUACUUAUCUUAAUAAGAAGAAUGAGAUCAGAAAAUCCAAAUUUAGAAAGUCCAAUAAUUGUACAUUGCAGUGCCGGAAUAGGACGAUCGGGUACCUUCAUCGUUCUUGAUGCAUUGCUACAACAGACCGAAAGAGAGAAACAAAUUAACAUAUUAAGUUUUGUGCACAAAAUGAGAACUCAGAGAAUUGACAUGGUUCAAAAUUUGGAGCAAUACAUAUUCAUACACGAAACAAUACUUGAAGCAGUGCAGUUUGGAAACACUGCAGUUAUGGCUGACGAUCUUCCUCUUUACGUGAAAAAUAUUUGUUGUAUAAAGGCAGAUGAAAAAAUAUCAAAACUCGAAAGUCAGUUUCAGGUAUAAUUUC